AUGCUGCUGGACGUGUCGCCACGCGAGGCGUCGGUCCUGCUGGUCUUCCUGGCCGCGCUGGCCACCGCGUGGACCGCCAACGCCAACGGCUUCGUGUGGGACGACCGCUCCGCCGUGCUGGCCAACGCGGACGCGCAGAGCAGCGGCCUGCUCGACGUCUGGAGCCACGACUUCUGGGGCACGCACAUCCGCUCCGCGCACAGCCACAAGAGCUACCGCCCGCUGACGGUUCUCAGCUUCCGGCUCAAUUUCCUGCUCGCCGGGGGCCACAGCGCCUGGUUCUACCACUGCACCAACGCCCUGGUGCACGCCGCGUGCUCGGUGCUCGUGUGGAAGGUGGCGGACGAGCUGUUCUGGCAACACAAGCGCCGUCUGGGCGAGGAGGAGAAGGUCACAGAGAACCCGCAAGAUGCCUCACCCAUGGCGGCUAACGGGAGGGAGAAGGCGGAACAUGAUGGAGAAGGUUGCAGCCUCGUGGGCUCCGUGACGGCGGGGCUGCUCUUUGCAGUGCACCCGAUCCACUGCGAUGCAGUCGCGAGCAUUGUCGGACGAGCGGACUUGUUGUGCACCUCGUUGUGCCUAUUGGCGUUCCUGGUGUAUGCUAGAGGGGCGGGAGAAGGUGACACGAAGUGGGGGGAUGUGGCGUUGGCACUCGUGCUGACGGUCGCGGCUGGGUUGUGCAAAGAGCUCGGAUUCACGAACUUCGCGCUGCUGGUGGUGUACGACCUGCUGAGGAUCCACCACUACCGGAGUGUUGUAAGAGGAGUGCAAUCGAUGAAGUGGAGAAUUGGCGUGACGGUGGGAGUGGGGAUUCUGGCGGCGUUGGUGCGGGUGUGGGUCAACGGGGAGCAUCGUCAGAUGGAGUGGAAUAUCCUCGCGAACAAUGUCGUGGUUCAGGAAAGCAGGCUGACAAGGACGUUGUCCUAUGCGCAUCUGCACGCGUGGUACCUGUGGAAACUGGUGUGGCCGAGGUGGCUUUCGUUUGACUACGGUUACAACACUAUCCCAGUGAUCGAGGGUGUGGCUGACCCACGCAACGUCUACACAUUGCUCGCGUACGCGGUAGUCUUAAUUGGUUUACGCAGCGCUAUGCUACAGUUGUGGGGAUCUAGUAAGACCUCGCCUUCGUCGCUAUUGAUGAUGAGUAUCGCGUUUGGGGUGGUCCCGUUCAUCCCAGCCUCAAACAUUAUUUUCCCAGUCGGAACAGUGGUGGCUGAGAGACUGCUCUACUUCCCGAGCGUCGGAUUUUGCCUUCUUGUCGGUCAUCUCCGCAAUGCUGACUGGGUUAGCGAGGAGAGCCUCUUCAAAGAAGCUGUGAAAGUGCUGCCAACUAACGUGAAAGUCCUCUCCAACGAGGCUAAGAACCUGCUAAACCCAGAUCCGGCCAAAGCUCUCGACUACUUGCGAGUCGCGAUGGGAAUGAUACCGAAGCAUAUCGAGAGUCAGACGAACGCUGGGCUUGCGUUUGUUACUCUGGCAUCCAGGAACAAUCACGACGAAGAUCUCUUCUUACACGGAGUACGCCACCUCUACAAGGCUACGAUGCUUGCCCCCAACCACUUCCAAGCUCCGGGGUUUAUCGGUGGUGAGAUUCACUCUCAUUGGAUGAAGACGCACCUACCGCUCGGGGAGCCGUCCCUCGAGGAUUAUCUGGGCAGUGAGUCGGUUGCAAUUGCUACAAAGUUCCUCGACCACGCUAUCGACCGUCAGAGUAUAUAUCCCACCCACUUCUACCAUCGAGGUAACAUCGCGUUCGAAAGCGGAGAUCUUGACGCAGCCAUCAGCUUCUUCCACUUGACAGAGGUAGCAAACGGAGUGAUUCGCGACCGAAAAGUGGACCCCGAGCUACUCGUCGAAGCUUCAGUCAUUUACAACAUGCUGGGAGUGUGCUACAAGAAGAAAGGAGAGGUGGAUACGGCCUUGGACCUGUUGCGGAAGGGUAUUGCGUUGUACCCCGAGGAGACGGAUCUCCACGUCAAUGCGGCUUUGAUCCUGCUGUAUGAAGGGAAGCCAAUGGAAGCGGAUGCCCAACUCAAGGCAGGGUUGAUCGCUGCAACACAGCCUGGGCAUAUCCAAAAGCUUCGCACCAUCGUGAACAUGCUGAAAGAGUCAAAAAUGGAUACGGCGGUCGAGGUGGUGUUGGAUCGGGUGGCAGCUCUUGAGCGACAAUUUUCGAGCAACUAA
This is a messenger RNA of Phytophthora sojae, 2184 nucleotides long. RefSeq lists its product as hypothetical. The coding region runs from base 1 to 2184 and encodes 727 amino acids. The transcript is spliced from 2 exons. Gene Ontology annotation, biological process: endoplasmic reticulum unfolded protein response; protein O-linked glycosylation via mannose. The record is from RefSeq and is a predicted model, not a curated record. Gene Ontology annotation, molecular function: mannosyltransferase activity; protein binding. Gene Ontology annotation, cellular component: endoplasmic reticulum. Lineage: Eukaryota; Oomycota; Peronosporomycetes; Peronosporales; Peronosporaceae.